GCGGCGCGCUCAUCCCCGAGGGGCCCCUGCAACCUCUCCGCGCGCAGACGGUUCCAGCCCUACGGGGACGGAAAAGUAACUUCGCUUUUCUCGGAAGAACCAGGAAGAUUAAUCGGCCAGGGAGAAGGCAGGAGCGCGCGGAGGGUGGAAUAAUUGUGGGCUGAGACGCGCUCCGGCAGAGACUAUGUAAUCGGCUCGGUGACUGUACAGCGGACUGCGCUUCGGGGAGGGAAGAGGAGGGAUCGGUUCGCUUCUUUGCGACUCGGCAGGCGGAGUUUCGCAGCGGCACCAGUGUCGCGCCCGCCCGCCCGCGGGGAGGUCGCUCCAUCCAGCCCCGCCGGCCGCGAGAGCCCGAGCGCCGGAGCGCGGUAGUCGGCUGGGGUGAGGGAGAGCCAGACCCAGCUCCGGGGCGCCAGGGAGCGGGCCGGGGAGUCCCGAGGAAGGCGAGCGGCGGUCGCAAACCAGCGGAGCGCGCCCCCAGCUCGCUCCAGCGGUGCGGCGUCCAGGCGGCAUGGAGAAGGACGGGCUGAGCCGCGCGGACCAGCAGUACGAGUGCGUGGCGGAGAUCGGGGAGGGCGCCUAUGGGAAGGUGUUCAAGGCCCGGGACCUGAAGAACGGAGGCCGUUUCGUGGCGCUGAAGCGCGUGCGGGUGCAGACCGGCGAAGAGGGCAUGCCGCUCUCCACCAUCCGCGAGGUGGCGGUGCUGAGGCACCUGGAGACCUUCGAGCACCCCAACGUGGUCAGGUUAUUUGAUGUGUGCACGGUGUCACGAACAGACAGAGAAACUAAACUAACAUUAGUGUUUGAACAUGUUGAUCAAGACUUGACCACUUAUUUGAAUAAAGUUCCAGAGCCCGGAGUGCCCACUGAAACCAUAAAGGAUAUGAUGUUUCAGCUUCUCCGAGGUCUGGACUUUCUUCAUUCUCACCGAGUAGUGCAUCGUGAUCUAAAACCACAGAACAUUCUGGUGACCAGCAGCGGACAAAUAAAACUGGCUGACUUCGGCCUUGCCCGCAUCUACAGUUUUCAGAUGGCUCUGACCUCAGUGGUCGUCACGCUGUGGUACCGGGCCCCAGAAGUCCUGCUGCAGUCCAGCUACGCCACCCCCGUGGACCUCUGGAGUGUCGGCUGCAUAUUCGCAGAAAUGUUUCGUAGAAAGCCUCUUUUUCGUGGAAGUUCAGAUGUGGAUCAACUAGGAAAAAUCUUGGACGUAAUUGGACUCCCAGGCGAAGAGGACUGGCCUAGAGAUGUGGCCCUUCCCAGGCAGGCUUUUCACUCAAAAUCUCCUCAACCUAUUGAGAAUUUUGUAAGCGACAUUGAUGAACAAGGCAAAGACCUACUUCUGAAGUGCUUGACAUUUAAUCCAGCCAAAAGAAUAUCUGCCUACGGUGCCCUGUCUCACCCAUACUUCCACGACCUGGAGAGGCGCAAGGAGAGCCUGGAUUCCCACCUGCCGCCCAGCCAGAACAACUCGGAGAUGAAUAUAGCCUGAGCUCCCAGCCGCUGCCUCCAGCGGAUCUCCUGGAGAACACCUUUGGUGUCUGAUGGGUCCCCCUGCGUCAGCCCCUGCAGAGCUGCGGGAGAUCACCGGCUGGGGACCUUCUAGCUGCCGUCUUCUGGGUGGACUCUGCUUCUCCGAGGAAACGGCUUAGUUUACUAUUUGAAAUCAAUGCAAGAGUGAUUGCAGCUUUAUGUUCGUUCGUUGUGUGUUUGUCUGUCUGUCUGUGUCAAAAACAUGGAAAAAUUCCAGAAGAGAAGCUGCUGACCAAUCAUGCUGCCAUUUCAUUUUUCUAACCUUGAGUGCUGCCAGAGUAAAAUGAGCAAUCCAGGCACAGCUGAUUGUGACGGAUCUCCCUGCAGCUGCCGGGCCUGAUUUGGUACUUUUGAGUGAACAUGUUGAGUGAGUGUGUGUGUGAUUUUUGAUCUCUUAAAGUGUUACUCUCUGUAAACGACGAGAAUAAUUGAAUUCUGGGGAUUCAAAGUGACCAGUACGUAACAGGCAUCUGUGGACCAAAGGUGGUUCACCAGGAUGGGCUCCUGAAAUUAGAGAGUUGAGCCUAUGUCCUCAGAAUUUCUCUUCUGGCCACAAGUAGUAAAUUUGUUAGUAGUGAAAUGUUCACUAUCUAGAUGAAGUUUUAGACACACAUCCAAGAGGAAAAAAAAUUCUAGUAUCUUUAAGAGACCUAUUUUUUAAAGCACACAUUUCAUUUACUCCUCCAAAAGCUGAAUUACUCAUUCUGAGUACAUUUUAACCUGUAUAAAAUGCUUUAUGGUUUCUUUUUUUUAGAUGCCCUGUAAGCUUUUUUCUUACUUGCUUUGGUUUUAGGGAAUGCACCUCAAAUAGGUCCACAACAUAGAGAAAGCCUUUAUUUCCUGGUUUGAAAUGUAUUUCCUUUUUGGUUCUUUCGUUGUUGUUGUUGUGGAUUUUAGGAAUUUGUCCGAAACUGUUUCCUCGUUUGGUUUAGAGAGUAGUUCUCUGACUAGAGACAGGAAUGCCAUUUGAGCUUUCCCACCUGUGACACUGUACUUUUUCUACAAUGCACUGCCUUAUUUGCGAAGUAUCCAUCUUCUCUAUCCCCCAGCGCCUCUGAUAAAUAUUACUACCCUUACAUUACCGAUGACAGAUUACUUAAAGCUGUUUGCAUGCACUUUCUUCUUUCUUUCAAUGAACCUUUCAUAAAUAGAUUCAGAUUAUGGUUUAUGGCUCUAAUUCCACGAUCCCUUACAGGGUCCCUGUGCUCUCACUCUAAUGCAAUCUUCCUACCUGUCAGUCCCCGUUGUUACCUAGACAAUGAGUGGAAGACUGGUUCUUCUCUAUCACCAGCACAUAGAUGGCUUUAAACUGUUACUUCGUGUUUUACGUUUUUAUGGAGUAUAUUGUCAGUGUAGUAUCUGAGGGAAUAUCUUUUAACUAUUUUUUUUUAGAAAGAAAUAUUUACUCUAAUCUUUCCUCCUUCCUUCAGGCUGUGCUCACUUCCAGUGCCUCUUGCACACUCCUGCUCUCUGCAGAGCCAGCCUGACUCGGGCAUUGUGAAUAGCUUUACUCUUCCUCUUGCCAUUUUCUCUGUAGAUACUUUAUAGUUCAUGCCAUCUCUGCCUUAUUUGUGGUGAGUGCUCAUUUGGCUCUAAUAAGCAGAAGACACCGAGUAAGUAUGUUUGAGGAAUUUUAGCUACUUUGCCUUCUGACUCAUGUUUUGAGUUCAUGCAACCAUUAGACCAUGUUUUAGGGUUAGAGCUUUCAAUGAAUGGACAUUGCUUCGCUGAGUAGAAAAUAUCCCAGGUGAUGUUUGUGUGUAGUCAAGCCUUACCGAAUUCCUCACAGUUUAAUAUUGUAUGUGACUAUCUUGAACAAGAGAAAAAUUGGGAGUUUUCUCCUUGACAGUUUUUCGGAUCAGGACCAUUCUUUUUUUAAUCCAUUUUUUAAUAGUGUUCUGAUUCAAUAACUUGAAGAGGAGGAAAAUUAUUCUAAAGUAAGAUAUGGUGUUGCCCUAUGAACCAGGAGAUCACAGUUCAGUUACUGGUCAGGGCACAUACCUAGGUUGCAGGCUUGAUCCCCAGUAGGGGGCGUGCAGGAGGCAGCCAAUCAAUGAUUGUCUUCAUUGAUGUUUCUAUCUCUCCCUGUCCCUUCCUCUCUGAAAUCAAUAAAAAUAUAUUUUUUAAAAAUAAAUAAAAUAAAGGCACGGAUGAGAAGAUGGGCCAUAAGAAAUGUUUUACACUUUCUUCAUUGUGACAGCAUUAUGUUUUGUCACCACUGUAAAUGCUUGAGAUAUAAUGAAUCCAGAGCAUUUAGGACUAAGUAGACUAGCAUUCUCCCAUGGAAAUGGGAGUUCUGCCUUUUCUUUUGGUUGGGAGCAAUAUACAAAGAUGUUUUUCCUGGGGCCUAGAAAUUGAAUUUUAAAACUCACUGCACUGAUUGGUUAUGAGCUUUUCUGUUAGUAUUCAUGGCUAGAGUGAACAUAACUUGAGUUUUUGCUUUUGCAAAAGUUUUCACAAGUUUGCUCUAGAAAAAUGCAGCUGUUCUAAACUGGAAUUUUUUCAGCAUUCUUUAGAAUUUUAAACAAAUAAGAGCUCAACUUUUAUUUCUACAUAUGCUUUGGGGUCAUUUCUCAGUAGUGUGUAUAAAGAAAACUUAAAGCACAAACUUUAAGGUAUUAGAUCCUUGGCAGAUUAUCCUCUGCGAGGCAGAAUGAGAGGGCAUCUCAGCCUCUCUGAACUUGUUAAGAGACUGCUCAAGCUCUACCAUGAUUGUGGCUGUGACACUUGAGUGAUUCUCUCUUGUUUUCUGUUAUUUCCAUCGGGCUCACCACGUCUGAAAUCCAGGUCCCACACAAACGCCCUUGCCGUUAGGUUCUUGGAAGCAUAUAGCAGAGUGCAAACUUACUGAAUGCAGCUCAUUCUUCUGUGACAUAUGUUUUCAGACAUCUUUGCCAGAAGCUAGGCAGUGGUCAGCUGCAAAGGUCAGACUGCCCCAGAGUUACCUGGAAGCAGCUUAUAGCAGUAGAAAUAAUGGUGAGAGAUUUGAAAUCACAUUUGAAUUUCUCUCUAGGACUGGUCCAAGAAUGUACAUGAUAGUUUCUAUAUCAUAUUCUGCCCUGGCAGCCCAGGCAUUGUGGGAGCUGUUGUGCAGGGUAGACUUGUUAAAACGUACAUUUACAACGAGUAAAGGAGAAACUUGCCCCUUUAGUCAUAAUAGUUAGCUGUUGCAUGGCAAAGGUUAAUAAAGCCCUGACCCUAUCGCCUUAACAACACAGUUUGUAAGAGCUUGUAAGCAUCAGGUGCAUUGGAGCCUCCCACUUCAUCUCUCCUUUGAAGUGGGUGGGAACUCAAGGAGCAAAGAACCAGUUUUGGAAGAAAGCUCUGGGCCACUUCAGAUUCUUUCAUUCUCAUGAUUUUCUCUCAGGAAACACGCACUGUGAAUGGCAGGCUUUUCGUUUAGCCCCAGGUGACUUACUAAAAAUAGUUCAAAAUAUUCACCUAAGAAUAGAAUCUCAGCCUUUUAGUUUGAAGUAAAAAUGAAUAUUUCAGAAUGCACAGGAUGUUAAUAUUUUAAAGAAAACAUGUACUUUUUAAUAGAGAAAUUUAUAGUUUGACUCCAUGAUGUGGUCCUAUCCAUAAUGAUGAGAAAAACACUUAAAUUGUACCAAACAUUUUGAAUCUUAAAUUAUGUAUUCAAAAUGAGCUUUUAACCAACUAUAGCGCCUUCUCUUAAAAGUAGUGCCAGUAAGAGUCAGUAACGGCAAUUUCUACCCGUUAUGGAAAUUUAAUCAUGUAAACUUCCUAAUAUAAACAUAUUAAAUUUCUUCUCUCCAAAGAAUUGCUUUUCUUUUAAGUGACAACUUGACUAUUUUUAUGAUAAGCAUAUGAGAGUUAUCACACAUUUUCCAAAAGCAGGCUGUGUUGCAUACUUGGCUCUAAGAAAGAAUAAUGUUAAAAGCUUAAUAAGCCCCGAGAAUUACUUAAUUAUGUUGAUAUAGAGACUAUAGAAUAUUUACUUUGGCAAGAAAAUACUGAAAUGUUAUCAAUUCAUAGAUAUUGUUAGAAUUCAUAAGAAUGCAUGUUUUACAUUGAUAUAAAAAUAAAGAUAUUAAAUGAUUUCUGAUUCUUUAAAAAUCAAAAAAAGAGCAAGCUAUAAAUAGAGGAAAUUCUAGAGAAAAUGAAGGUAUUUAAAGAAGAAUAUUUCAAAGUGGAAUGUAUUUUGAGGGACAUAUAUUUUAACAAACAUAUUGUAAGAAUUGAUAUUGAAGUCAUCUCACAACUAUGAACUUGGAAAAGCCAUUUCAAACAACUACCAUUUCAAAAAUUGAGCCAAGCAAACUAAACCAUCUGUAUUCCUUUCUCAUUUCGUGGAAAAAAGCAGCCAUAUGAAGCUACACUUGUUAGGCAAGUCUAAGUUUGUUCUUUUAAAAAAAAAAAGUAAAUUUUAAAAAGACAUGUGCUUCCUAUGCCACCAGGACUUUUGAAUAAUUGUGAAACCCAAACCAUUUACCAUGUGCAUAUGCAUUUAAUGCAUGCAGAUAUAUGAGUAGGAAGAUAGUUCCAUAUUUCUUCUCCGCAGUGGAGAAACUUCUUGAGGUGACCAAAAAGCUGUCAAGCAAUGUGAGUCCUCAGAAGAUUAGUAAUGGUGUUUUCCUCAAAAGCAUAAGAAAAUGGCAUUUCCAUUUCUUAUCAAUGCAGUUUUCAACCUAGUUUUGUUACAUACCUAUAUCUCAAGCAUUUCUAACAUCUGCUUUUUCAGAAAAUAAACCAAAAAUAUUCUUUUGGCCUUUUCUAUCAUCUGACCUUUGGAAAAAAACAAAAAGAGGAGGGUUCUGAUUUUCUCAGUUAGUUGUUUUCGUUUGUGUGUGUUUUUUAAUGACGUAUGAAUGGGCUAUUUCUCAGCAAUCCAGGGAGUUCAUUUAGAUAAAUGAAUAGACUUCCAUCAACAUACUGGUUUCCUUGAUACUGGUGCUCUGGCCUUCAAGAAGAAAACAAGAGCCACCUGAAAAGAAAUAAUGGCUUUUUUCAGGCAGCAACUUAAGUUCUGUUACAGCAAUUGGAAGUUAAUAUUGUAGGGAAAAGAGAUACAAGGUCUUUUAAAAUCCACGCUCUCCUGAGAUGAGCUUUCUUGUUUUAUUCCAGUAUAUUCCACAAGGUGGCACUUUUCAUGGAGGCUGGGAAGGGGGUUGGAGGGGGGGAAUCUGAGGCUAAAGAGCUAUUUCUGAACACUUCAUUCUAAUUGUAUUUUUGUGCACAUACUUAACUCUUGUCUAGCACUUGUUUUUUAGGAGGCAAAUAGUCUUCAUACUAUUCUGUAACUUAGACAUUUUAGUUGUUAGCUAAGUUCUGAAGGAUUGCUAUUAAAUUUUUCUGGAGGAUGAGUAAUACUCUCAUUUUGAUCAUUUAAGUGGAUAAAGAAAGCUUAGGCAUUCAUUUAAGAAACAUUUUGAGGUAGCUAAAUACCUCACUUUUCUAGGUGCAAAAGUUUCCAAGAUGGACAGACUUACUACUAAAAAGGCAGCACUAGGUCUUGUUAGGAGUGUAAAACUCCACCAGUGCCCCAGCCCACGUACCAAACCCAUGUUUGCUGCUUUCACAUCCCCACAUCCCCUACCAUCGUGGCCUUUAGACAAUUCAAUGUCUUAACUCUAAUUUAAAAAACGGAUGAACAAAGUAAGUAGCACAUCAGUUACUAAAUAGCAAAACUAUUUUUUCCUAAAGAAUUGGCUAUGCUGAAAUAGCCCUGAAAUACUAAAAGACCUGCUAAUUUUUACAUUUGUAUAAUCACAAGUGUAAAUUCACAAGAAAUUACAAAUUAAAAAUUUUUUUGUCUAGACAUGAGUAUGCUAAUUUAGGAAUAUAUCUACACUAGUCUUUAAUUUCUCCAUUUGUGUAGUUCUCGGCAAUUUUAUUAUAGAUAUAAAUAUAGAUAUCCAUAUACUCAUGUUUUAAUUCACAGGUCUGCCCCAAAACCCAUUAAGCCCCCAAGUUUUAGUUCAUUUUAGAAGUCACUUUCCCCAGUUAGCGUCACUGAAAUUUAGGAGGAAGGAAAUCACAGUAUUUUUCAGAGUUUCCUUAACACAGCAUAACAGAAGGCAAGUUUAUUCCUAAGGAGUGAGGGAAGUUCCAUAGUGCCUGCUUAGCUUUCCUAAAGGGUAGCGGGCAGGCAAGUCUCAGUAAUUCACACUGAAUCAAAAUAACGCACACACCAGAGGCUGUCCAAAAGCUCAUAAAUCAUCGGCCUCGUCCCUCUGCUUCAAGUCCCACUGAAGCAGGUUACAAGUCAAGGCCGAAUUCGAACCACGAAUUUGGUAUCAGUUGGGCCAGUGUUAAUUCUGGCCGAACACCUUCGGGGCGCGCUGCUCGGGCCCCGCCCCUUUGGCAGUAGAGCGGCAGUGGGCGGAGCUGGCUGGGACCCGCCCGCCGCUCACCUGUUAGUGCUGAAAUGACGUGCAGACCCGGCUGGAAACGCCGUGGUCCACGUGCCUGCUGCUGUCUCAGAGGCAUCUGUUCUGCAACCUUCGGGCGUAAAAUGUCCCGAGAAGUAAACGGGUGUCUUCUGUGCAUACAUAAGUACAACACAAUUCUCCGGAGUUCAGGUAAUAAAGAGAUGCUGCUCUGUAUGAAGCUGUCUAUCAGGCAUCUCUCAAGCUCUAAGCUCAGUUGCUUUUUUUUUUUUUAAAGAGGAUAUGUAUAAUUACAGGAAAGUUGUUUUUUUUUCAAUUUUCUAUCAUUCUACAUAUAUGAUGGCAAAAGAUAUGCCUGGAAGGGUUUUGUUGUGUAAAUUGUUUAUUUUCUGCUUCAUCUUCAGUUGCCAAAAGCUCCUAACUCUUUUGUUCCGAUUUUUUUUUCUUUUUUUUUUCUUUUUUUUUGUCAAGUAAUUAAAGAAAUGUUAGCAAAGUAUCUCAUGUAGUAGGGGAAUUUCCUGGUUAGAGGAACUUUUGUGUGAAUUGUUUUGUUAAGCAAAUAAUCCUUUAUUUUAGGUGUUUGGAUUGUCAAAUGUAGGUUUUUCUUAAAGGGGGCACAUAACUGUACAUAUUACUACCAAGAACUAUGACUGUAGCACUAAUCAGCAAGCAUAUUGGUAGAGCCACACAGUUAAGUUCUAGCCCUCUGUGGUUUCUAGCCAAAUUCCGUUUAUGUGCUUAGGUUACAGUCUGGCAGAUAGCCUGUAUACCCUCACUUGAAAGUUUCUGAUGUUAAGUUUUAUGAAAUGCUAUAACAUGUAUUAGCUAACAAUAGUUCUAUGCUCACCAGCAACUCUGAACUUGACCUUGAAGUCUCUGAAUAAUGAAAAUAGAUUUCAGCAAUAAUACAUUUACUGAACACCCCCCAAGUGCAUUAUAUAUCUUCUCAUUUUGGUCCUGUGUUGGCAACAAUGUAUACAUGACUGUUAUAGUUCCUCACUUAUUUGUAUUCAUUUAUUUUGCUAUGACAAAUAAUAAAUACAUUAGUACAUGGAGUGAAUAGCAUCAACUACCCCUAGGAUCAGCACUUAACAAGAUGGGGAAUAUCUAUUUCAAGUUUUUCUACUUUUGCAUAAAUUAUUUCUAUUAUUAUUCAUUUAUAUUAUUUAUUGCUGCAUCACACUAGUCCUGUGAAAGUUCAACUGAAGGCAGACUGCAUUAGGGUAUGCAUUUAACCUUCAUGAUCAUGGUCUUGACAGAGCUAAGAAAGUAAAGAUUAGACUCAGCCCCCAAGUAAGCUGCAUGCAUUUUAACAUGAUAGUAGGAUUUAAGUCUAUAGCUAUAGUGUUUUUAUGUCUAGAUGUCUUAAUUAUCAUUAUGUAAGGAAUUAAAGCAAAGGAAUUUGUAGUUGUUCUUUUGUCAAAUAUGCAUAUAAUAAUAUAGUGUGAAAAUAUAGCAACAAUAAAAACUACAGACAGAAAAUCAUCCGAUACUGCCUUAAUUUAGGGACUCUGCCAGAUGGCCACUGGAGUUGAUGCCAGGCCGAGACUAUGGGUGCCAGUGCAGAGCCUCUUGUCUGGCCUAGAGAAGAGCCUCCACGUGCGAUCUAGAGCCCUCGUAGGCAUUGUGUGCAGUAGUGGGAACAGGUAGUUUUGGUGCAAGGAGAGCAUUGUGAGAGUUUUCUGUAGAAGCAGAACUGUCAGCUUGUGCCUUGAAGCUUCCAGAAUGUGCUAGAUGGAGAAGUCCAAGUUUCCGUGCUUCACAUGACUUGGUUUUGUGCAGAAGCAAUCCAGUCUGGUAGUAAAAACAAGGACUGCGUGUACAAUAGUCAACAGUGGGAUCUUAAUAACCAAUAAUUCCCAACAACCUCAAAAGCUUGUUGCAUUUCUGGUGUUUUAGGUUUUGAUCUGAAGGCUAAAUGGCAAGUGUUUGGUCUAGCAGAGCAGGGUGUGUUAAGGAGAGCACAGUAUCGGUGCCCGUAGAUGGCAGGUUAGAACUAGAGGGUCUUGCAGGAUUAUCAUUUCUGAGAUGUGUGAACUGUAGUCGUGUUUCUGCAUUCCCAUAGGGCCUUAACAUAAGAAAACGUUCUUCUAGGUUUCAGCACGGAUGUCACACCCAGUGGGCUUUUUUUUUUUUUGCUUUUGUUUUUUUUACUUAGACUAGGAAAGGUUCUAAGAGUAGAAAAAAUCUUAAUUUAGACAUUUGCUUUGUUGGUUUCUGUGUUUGAAAUCACGGUUCUGGAGGUGCGGAGACUGUGCAUGUGCAUGUCAGAUACUAAUCUGGGCUGUGUGAGCCAGCCCAGGAGAGCUAAUGCUCGCCCAUCCCUGCAUCUCUUCCUCCCUCCCUCUGAGGUGCUCCCUGCCCUCAUCCUGGCCAGUCCAUGUGGUGCUCUCCAUCCGCCUCUGCUGUUCUUUGGGCAUCAGGGACAUGAUGAAAGAUCCUUUCAGCAUCACGGGUGUGCUCAGGUUUGGCCGCCGUCCUUACCGGACGCUCAGCUGGCCACAGUCAUCAAGAGAAGGCUCCUGGUGCUGGGCACAGAGUGUGCUCACAAAACCAAUCCCAAAUGCCCUCUAGCAUCUUUGUAUAUACCUUGAUUUUUAAGCCAAGUCAUUCUACAGAGCAUUCAGUUUGGGCUGUGAUACAAGGAGAAAAACUAACCAAGAAUACAAACCACAUUUCAGGCUGCUGUUUUCUGUCCAUUUACAGGCUAUCCUUUUACUGUAUUUCUUCAUACUUGAAACUCAUUCCGCUAUUUUAAUAUCAGGGUACAGACUCAUAAGGGUGCAUGUUUCUUAAAGGUGCAAAAUUACUCUCAUUCCGUUUGCUCGUGUUGCUACAGAAUGCUCUGGUUUGGUGCUUUGGGUUCAGCAGGUCAGAGAAGCAGUGUGGAAAUUUACUGUCUGGAACAUAGUCUUACAAGAAUGUUGGCAGAUGGCUUGAUGUUAGAUAAGGCUCUGCUCUUUUCUCUGUACACAAGGUUGAGAGUUACCACACUGGCCUGGCAGGUUCAGCUGGGUACCCUUCCUCACAGGCUGCAUAAACCCUGUGCUCUCCAAAAGUGGGGGAGGGGUGUGUGCAGCUCUCUGAAAGCAGGGAAUCUCCCUACAUAUCAGGAUCAUUUACCCUUAAAGAAAAACGGCCUCCGGUGGAGACAGGAACAGAAUGGGGAGGACUGUCUCACUCUAGUGACCAUCCCUCCUUUCUAUAAAGAAAACCCCCCUGAGGAGGAAAAAAAAAAAAGAAAGUAAGAAAGCCUAUCUGUAAAGUUAUCCUCUUCAUAGUACCCUGAGCUGAAUAAUCUUGCUUCCUUCCUAUAGGUAAAUGAAAAUGCAAGUCAGUUGAUCUAGACCUGAAGAAGAAAAUAAAAAAGUAGGUGUUUGUAUAGAUGAAAUAUGCAAGCCAAUGGCCACCAAAACUUACAUUAAAUACCCCAUCACCAGCCAUCUGUUUUUAAAAGCUCAAGUAAAGAAUGUUUUAUGACCCCGGGUUUCUGAGGUCAGAGGUAGCCAUUCUAGCAUGCGCCUUACUCUUAAGAAUUACUUGGAGAGAGAACUGCCAGUAGUGAACACUGCAGUGGAGAAGGUAACAUGUCAGAAAAUUCAGGGGGUUGCAGAUCAAUAACCCUUUGGAAACUGGAUGUCUUACUGGGUGCUAGAAUGCAAUUUUGGGUAUUUAUUUUCAGAUAAUGGAAAAUUUAUUGUUCGUUAAGAAUUGGUGUUGAAAUGUCAUUGUUUUCUCUUAUACACAAGCUCCAUGGAAGCAAAAAAAUGCUUUGUAUACUUGUCAUGCUUUCUGUAUUUCUUACAAGAAGAUUGGUAGCAAAUAAAAAUAAUAAAAACAGCGAUUUAAACAGC
Myotis myotis is the source of this 11737-nucleotide messenger RNA. RefSeq names its product cyclin dependent kinase 6 (gene CDK6). Gene Ontology annotation, molecular function: ATP binding; cyclin binding; cyclin-dependent protein serine/threonine kinase activity. Gene Ontology annotation, biological process: protein phosphorylation; regulation of cell population proliferation; cell dedifferentiation. The record is from RefSeq and is a predicted model, not a curated record. Bases 512 to 1492 code for a protein of 326 amino acids. The transcript is spliced from 8 exons. Lineage: Eukaryota; Metazoa; Chordata; Mammalia; Chiroptera; Vespertilionidae. Gene Ontology annotation, cellular component: cyclin-dependent protein kinase holoenzyme complex; nucleus; cytoplasm.